Callithrix jacchus (white-tufted-ear marmoset) is the source of this 1512-nucleotide messenger RNA. It is a transcript of the gene OR6T1, whose product is annotated as olfactory receptor family 6 subfamily T member 1. Gene Ontology annotation, molecular function: G protein-coupled receptor activity; olfactory receptor activity. The record is from RefSeq and is a predicted model, not a curated record. Gene Ontology annotation, cellular component: membrane. Gene Ontology annotation, biological process: G protein-coupled receptor signaling pathway. NCBI's taxonomy places the organism in Eukaryota, Metazoa, Chordata, Mammalia, Primates, Cebidae.
UGUUUCAUUUUCCCUGCAGGUGACUGAAGAUGAGCCCUGAAAACUGGACUCAGGUAACAAGCUUUGUCCUACUGGGCUUCCCCAGUAACCAUCUCCUACAAUUCCUGGUGUUCCUGGGGUUAAUGGCGACAUACAUUGUAACUGCCACAGGCAACCUGUUAAUUAUUGUGCUCAGUUGGACGAACCGAUGCCUGCACACACAGAUGUACUUCUUUCUGCGGAAUUUAUCCUUCCUGGAGCUGUUGCUGGUAACUGUUGUGGUUCCCAAGAUGCUUGUUGUCAUCCUGACGGGGAAUCAUACCAUCUCAUUUGUCAGCUGCAUCAUCCAGUCCUACCUCUACUUCCUUCUAGGUACCACUGAUUUCUUCCUCUUGGCUGUCAUGUCUCUGGAUCGUUACCUGGCAAUCUGCCGACCACUCCACUAUGAGACCCUGAUGAGCAUCCAUGUCUGUUCCCAGCUAGUGCUGGCCUCCUGGCUAGCUAGAUUCCUCUGGGUCCUUUGCCCCACUCUCCUCAUGGCCAGCUUGCCUUUCUGUGGCCCCAAUGGUAUUGACCACUUCUUUUGUGACAGUUGGUCCUUGCUCAGGCUCUCUUGUGGGGACACCCAUCUGCUGGAACUGGUGGCUUUCAUGCUUUCUACAUCAGUGUUACUGGGCUCACUGGCUCUGACCUCAGUUUCCUAUGCCUGCAUUCUUGUCACUGUUCUUGGGGCCCCCACAGCUGUUGAGCGAAGGAAAGCAUUCUCCACUUGCGCCUCGCAUCUUACAGUGGUGGUCAUCUUCUAUGGCAGUUCCAUCUUUCUCUACAUUCGUAUGUCAGAGGCUCAGUCCAAACUGCUCAACAAAGGUGUCGCCGUCCUCAGUUGCAUCAUCACUCCCCUCCUGAACCCAUUCAUCUUCACUCUCCGCAAUGACAAGGUGCAGCAAGCACUGAGAGAUGCCCUGGGGUGGCUCAGGCUCACUGCUGUGAGGAAACUGGGGGUCACGAGUCAAAGGAAAUGAUCUUAUUAAAUGGGAGAUUAAAUGCUUAUUGAAAAUGUUUUAAAUGUGCAAGAAGUUUAAAGAACAUAGGCCACACUGUGCACUUUUCUCAGCUAAUGAACGGUCUUUGUAAAUAUACAAUAUGAAAUAUGGUGGUUAACCUUCAUUUUCCCUCCCUACAACCUUCCUUCCUUGUGCCUCCUCCUCCCCACAGAGAAGGCUGAUCCAAUUGCUCAAAUUGCCUUCAAGAUAGAAUCCCUGGAUUGGAGAACAUGUGUGAGUGUGUGAUGUCCAUACAGGGAGGAUCCUUCUCUUUCUCCUCAUAUGUGCACUUAAACACUUUUCUUUCUGCAUCAGUCUCCUGUGUCAUGUAGCCAAUCAGAAGAUGCUGAAAUAUUGAGAUUCAGAUUUGGAGCUCAGUGUGGAGUAAGAGGCCCUCUGAUGGCUUUCAACUAGACUGAGUAUUGCAAAUAAGAUUAAGCAGAACCCCUGUAUUAUUAGAAAAUCCAAUUCUAGUGCAGUAAUAAAUGGU